UCUACAUCUCUACAUGCGAUUACACCACAGAACAACACCCUGUAAACAGAAGAGCUGGGAACACACAAAGUCACACACAUAAAAAAGAAAGACAGAGAGGAGGGAGCUGAUAAGAAACUGUAGGAUAAAACUGAGGUUUCAUAUAGUCAUUCAGACAGAGAGAAGAACAGUUUUACUCAGUCCAACGCCAUACAAAGAAUGAUGAAGUUCCUCAUAUUGUCUGUUGUUCUUGUGCUGGUCGUGACAGGCGGCUCGGCUCUGGAAUGCCUGCACUGUGUCCCAGAGAAAGCAGGAGGGGCUUGCGAGACCACCUUCGUAACCUGUCCACCGGACAAAGACGCGUGUGCCACUGCCAAGUUCAGCAGAAGCCCAUACGGACAUUACCAGAAGUGCAUGUCCAUGUCAGGCUGUGAGAUGGUGAAACAGAACGCUUUCAUCAACAUCAAGUGCUGUCAGAAGGACUUCUGCAACACCUUUGACUGAUCGGUCGCUGCUAUAUAUCUGCAUGCUCAUAAAACAGCUUUCAAUGUAAUAUAGUAUGAAUCUAGUUACAUGUGUUUAUGCAUGUUUUUUGUUGUUGUUGAAUUUCUGAAUAAAAAGUUGGUAUGUAUCAAGUUGGUCAUUAAUAUUCAAAUAAAGCAUGCUAGAAUUUGUGUUGAUUA
Carassius gibelio (silver crucian carp) is the source of this 662-nucleotide messenger RNA. Its product is annotated as CD59 glycoprotein. The coding region runs from base 199 to 483 and encodes 94 amino acids. The transcript has 5 exons. Lineage: Eukaryota; Metazoa; Chordata; Actinopteri; Cypriniformes; Cyprinidae. The record is from RefSeq and is a predicted model, not a curated record.